CUAUUGGCGGUCGCCAUGGCGACGGCGGCUCCCGGCGGCCCGCGCGGCGCGGGCGCUUCCGGGUACGUGUGUGAGAGAGCGAUGGCGGCCGGGAGCGGAGCGGCGCCGGGCGGGGACGCGGACGAGCUCUUCGACCUCCGAAACAACUUCUACAUCGGCGCCUUCCAGGCCGCCAUCAACGAGGCGCAGCGCGCCAAGCCGUCCAGCCCCGAGAAGGAGGUGGAGAGGGACGUGUUCCUGUUCCGAGCCUACAUCGCCCAGAGGAAAUAUGGAGUUGUCCUGGAUGAGAUCAAAGGCAGUGCCAGCCCCGAGCUCCAGGCAGUGAGGAUGUUGGCAGAGUACCUGGCAAAUGAGAGCCAGAGGGAUGCCAUCGUGGCUGACCUGGACAAGAAGAUGGCCAAGAGUGUGGACGUGGCCAACAGCACCUUCCUGCUCAUGGCAGCCUCCAUCUACUGCCACGAGCAGAACCCCGACGCCGCCCUGAGGGCCCUGCACCAGGGGGAGAGCCUGGAAUGCAUGGCCAUGAUGAUCCAGAUCCUCCUGAAGCUCGACAGGCUCGACCUGGCCCGGAAGGAGCUGAAGAAGAUGCAGGAGCAGGAUGAGGAUGCAACUCUGACCCAGCUGGCGACUGCCUGGGUGAACCUGGCUGUGGGUGGGGAGAAGCUCCAAGAUGCUUAUUACAUUUUCCAAGAGAUGGCAGACAAGUGUUCCCCCACCCUGCUGCUGCUGAACGGGCAGGCUGCCUGUUACAUGGCCCAGGGCAAGUGGGAGGACGCCGAGGGAGUUCUCCAGGAGGCCCUGGACAAGGACAGUGGCCACCCUGAGACCCUCCUGAACCUCGUGGUGCUCUCACAGCACCUGGGAAAGGCUCCGGAGGUCACGAAUCGUUACCUGUCACAGCUGAAAGAUGCUCACAAAAACCACCCCUUCAUCAAGGAGUAUCAGGCAAAGGAGAACGACUUCGACCGGCUGGCCCUGCAAUAUGCACCCAGUGCCUGAGGGACCAGCCCUGGGCACUGGGGUUCCUGCUCACAUCCUCCCUGGGACAUGGAAAAUGCCCUCUGGAACAUGGGAAAUCCCCUCUGCAGAUCAGCCUGGCCUCACCUCAGCCUGGUGCUCCAGCAGGGGUGGGGCUGUGCCUGUGUCCAGAAUUUUGGGGGCUCGAAGCCUCCCCCGGGCCCUGAACUCUGGGUCAGCUCCCGUGCAGAUCAGGAGGGUGCAACACUGGCACCUUGGACAUUCCUAAUAAAGCCUCUUCUGGA
This is a messenger RNA of Pseudopipra pipra, 1262 nucleotides long. It is a transcript of the gene COPE, whose product is annotated as COPI coat complex subunit epsilon. Gene Ontology annotation, molecular function: structural molecule activity; protein binding. Gene Ontology annotation, cellular component: COPI vesicle coat. Gene Ontology annotation, biological process: intra-Golgi vesicle-mediated transport; retrograde vesicle-mediated transport, Golgi to endoplasmic reticulum; endoplasmic reticulum to Golgi vesicle-mediated transport. NCBI's taxonomy places the organism in Eukaryota, Metazoa, Chordata, Aves, Passeriformes, Pipridae. The transcript has 10 exons. The record is from RefSeq and is a predicted model, not a curated record. Bases 16 to 999 code for a protein of 327 amino acids.